GGCGACCCUUUUGGAAACGCAUGGAAACGCAACACUUGGGUUGACCCGAUUGACAGACUGGCUAUAUUCCAACAGGGUCUGAGACACAACGAUGUGUUCUAAACAGCAAAGAAAAUGUGUGACCCACUGGAUAUUAAACUGAAACAUGACAAGGAACCCUUAAGUUCAAAUACGUUCUGAAAAACAGCUUCCAGAGACUUAAGUUACACCACAUUAUUGCCUUUAUAGGCUGAUUGACAAGUCAACAUGUCCUUCAAACGUGAAACAGAUUCAGAUUCAUCCUACGUUGAACAACUUAAGGAACGACGCGUGAGUGAGCUCCUAGCUGAAAAUAUCCCAGAGGACGAAGCACUUCUUAUUAAGAACGGCAGAUAUGCAUGUUUGGUAUGCAGCCAUCGACCAAUAUGUGAUACUCUCCCAAUGUUGUCUCGACACAGAGCUGGAAAAAAACAUCUCUACUGCCUUUCGAAGUUCAUGGAGAAGAAGACGGAGAUGGAGCUACUCAUAUUAAAGCAUCAACAAAAAAACACCUUGAAGAUUGACCAAGCUAACAACCCAGUGUCAACAGCUGUCCCCCAAAAUAAUCAAAGCCGUGCUCAUCAACUGAGUGGAAUGAUAAGGACGUCCUCUACAAACAACCAAGAUAAAAAACGCUCGAAGCUCUCUCCUUACAGUCGCAAGGCGAAAAUUUAUUUAAAUAAAUCUGAUGGCUGUAGCAUAGGAUUUAUUUCUCAAAGGCACAUUAACAAUGUAGCGGAUGAGGUUACAAAAUAUGUUAACAGGACUUGGCAAAAGAAUGACUUUGUUGAUACUGUUAUGAAGGAGAGAUGUUUGUCUCAAAUGCCACAGUCUACAAGCACAGCGCCUGCAAUAAUGGACAAAAACCCACCUGAAGACACAUCACAGAGCACUGGAGGAAAAGCAUCAACUAUAGUCGAUUCAGAAUUGAACCUAAAGAGAGAGAAAUAUUACCAGAAUCUGCGAGCCUCAGGAUGGAAGAGAAAUUUGUUGGGAAACUGGACAAGGGAUAAUGAAGCUGAGUUUGACAGUGAUGAAGAGCCUCCACAAGAGUUUGAAAACCAACUUCAAUAGUUUUCUUAAUUUCUUGUUCCUGUGAACAUUAUUUUAACUGUUUUUAUAUAUACAGUAUUUGUUUUUCUUAAAAGGCACAAUCA
Messenger RNA from Procambarus clarkii (red swamp crayfish), 1175 nucleotides. RefSeq names its product sodium channel modifier 1. Gene Ontology annotation, biological process: RNA splicing. Gene Ontology annotation, cellular component: nucleus. Lineage: Eukaryota; Metazoa; Arthropoda; Malacostraca; Decapoda; Cambaridae. The record is from RefSeq and is a predicted model, not a curated record.